Fusarium coffeatum is the source of this 2274-nucleotide messenger RNA. RefSeq lists its product as uncharacterized. NCBI's taxonomy places the organism in Eukaryota, Fungi, Ascomycota, Sordariomycetes, Hypocreales, Nectriaceae. The transcript has a single exon. The record is from RefSeq and is a predicted model, not a curated record. Gene Ontology annotation, biological process: protein localization to phagophore assembly site; endoplasmic reticulum to Golgi vesicle-mediated transport. Gene Ontology annotation, cellular component: phagophore assembly site; TRAPPIII protein complex; cytoplasmic vesicle. Bases 1 to 2274 code for a protein of 757 amino acids.
AUGCCACAACCUCUCGAAAAUGAGGCCACGCCCACGGAACCACUUCAGGCGUUGCCAGCAGCUGCUUCUGCCAUGAAGUUUACGAAAUCACGACACUCCACCCCUGUCCUAGAAUCGUUGCCGUUAUCGCAAUCCGAAACCAACCUUGCCUUCCGGCGCUCCAACCCAUCUGCCGCUUCCCUUUAUGCUUCAACUCUCUCGCCGCCCGGAUCGCGUUCCAUAUCGCCGGCCGGCCGAGGCUCACCCGCUCGUGUACUCUCCCAUACCGUCUUCGAUGCACGGCCUAAUCGACUCCCCGAAACUGGGGGUGACAGCUCCGAGCCCCUGAAUCUUGUGCUUCGAGCAUUUGUUCCCCACGUUUCAAUCUAUACUUCCGAAGAUACGGACACUUUGAUGAGUGAGAAGGGUUUCCGAGGUGGCCUAUGGGAACUUCUCCGUCCGUUUGGUGAAGAUGUGCAAGGCAAGAUCACAAUCAGGGAUAGUAAUGGCAUGAGUAGAGUAGCAGAUGGGUUCUCUAUCAGGUUUACACGGUUCGGUGACAAUAUUGAACACCCCGAUCCUACAGUAUCGGGUUUCAGGAGUCUUGCGUCGUCGCAAGGACAGAACGGCAGCCAAGCAAGCACAUCAAGAGACAAGCAAUUCCUCGCUGAUGUGGAAGCUGUGGUGGACAGGCAUUUGUCCUACGCCGAGCAAUCUUUUGCGGUCUUGCCGCGUUACGGCAUGUUUGCCGAUCAGAACACAGCGUCAGAAGCGACGUCGCCAUACUAUGCACUUUACCUACGCCGCUUACUAUCUGGUCUUCCCAUCUCACCCCACGAAACCUUUUCUCAUCCAGUAACGUGUGUUAUCGCCGUUAGCUCGAGGAAUCCGGAUCCAAUCUCGGAAAUGAGAAGGCUUUACACGGAAACAAACGAAGGAAGUAAGAAGCUUCCUCCCUGGGUCGAUAGCGAAUUCAUCCGAUAUUAUGUGCUGGUUCAUGACGAGGAAACGGAUGAUAUCAUACAAUCUAUGGGUAUAUUCGAACAGAUGAAGCGACACCUUGGAAUUCAUUGUCACCUUCUACGAUUGAGGAGCAGCCAGAGUGCAGAGACCGACGAUGACAGCAUUCCAUUGCCACGCAGCGACUGGAUGUCAGCUCACGAAGAACUCGAGGAUAUCCGCCAGAGUGAGGAUGAUGAGGAUUUUGAGGAUCCGACACGCUACAUAUUCGAAUCUGAUGCUACUGCCAUCCGUACGUUUGUGCGUGAAAUGGUGACCAUGUCUAUUAUACCCCAAAUGGAGCGCAAUGUCUCUAUCUGGAAUGAUCAGGUUGCCUCAAGACGCAGAGGCAUCACAGGCCGCUUCAUGAAUUUGUCGAGAAAAUGGGCAUUCGGCGGCAGCUCAAGGAAUUCAACAGGUGGCACCAGCAACUCUAGAGACAACUACAAUGCUGCUGGAUACUAUGGCUCAGAAGCCCCUGAGGCCAUCAUGCGGAAAUUGGCAGAUUAUGCCUUUAUGUUAAGAGAUUGGAAACUGGCACAUUCGACGUAUGACCUUUUGAGAUCCGACUUUAGUGAUUCUAAGGCCUGGAAACAUCAUGCCGCGGCCAACGAAAUGGCUGCUUUGAGUCUUUUGAUCUUCCCUCAACAAAUGUCGUCAAAGAAUCGCGCUGAAACAAUUGACCAAAUGCUGGAGGCUGCAUUCUACUCCUAUAAUACCCGAUGCAGUGCACCCUACGGGGCUUUGAGAAGCUUGCUGCUUGGCCUUGAACUAUUGCGGUUGCGAAACGGUACGAAUAUCGAUGACGCUGGCCGAUGGGGAGUGAGGCUUCUUGAGUCCAAGAUUUCGGGUAUCGUAGGCGACGCCUUGAUAAAGGAACGUCUCGCUGUUUGCUACGGUUCCAAGGAAGGUGUCGGAAGCUGGCACUGGGGUUCACGUCGCCGCAAGUCAGCAACAUGGAGUAUUCUUAGUGCAGAUGCUUGGCUUCAGCAGUCUAGACAUAUUCAAGCGCGACGGUGCUUGGAUGAAGCCCACAGGAUGUACUCAACUUUACCCCAUAAGGAGGGUAUUUCCAGGUUCGGGGCAGCAGGGCACUUUAUGGCUUCAUUGCAGCAUAACUUGGCCGAAUCACCAGACGCUUCAGACAACGACGAUGGAGACGACGGGGAUGAUGGAAUUGACGAGGAGAGCGAGGCACUAAAUGAUAUGAGACCGCGACGGCCAAGUGCGGCGGCAGCUGACAUGUUUCGAAAUACAAGCAGGGGGGAAAGCAGCACUACAGAUGAUGGUACGUAG